This is a messenger RNA of Daldinia vernicosa, 1064 nucleotides long. Its product is annotated as Cnl2/NKP2 family protein-domain-containing protein. NCBI's taxonomy places the organism in Eukaryota, Fungi, Ascomycota, Sordariomycetes, Xylariales, Hypoxylaceae. The record is from RefSeq and is a predicted model, not a curated record. Bases 204 to 764 code for a protein of 186 amino acids. The transcript is spliced from 2 exons. Gene Ontology annotation, biological process: chromosome segregation. Gene Ontology annotation, cellular component: Mis6-Sim4 complex; kinetochore.
CCUGACGCCAAAAGCUCGGACGCGUUUUCUAACGCGCGUUGCUUUAAAGUGAUUUUCCCCAAUUCACACCCCGGUGCGCAAACAUUAUUCCGGCCAUUCUUCCCGAAUUAAUAGAAAUUCCAUUAAUGGAACCGGACGCAAUCAAUUCUCUUCUUUAUGCGUAGUAGUUUAAGCUUUUUAUUUUUAUUUUUAUUUUUUUAGCCAUGGCAACGAAUGAGGCCACAAUUUUGCGCAACUAUCUACUCCUCCCGGCCCGCCUACCUACGAUCAUCUCCUUACAAGAAUUCACCUCUCUCUUCCCUAAAUCUCAACAAUCUUCUCCACAAAUCCGGUCGCUCUAUAGAGAUCUACAGCAGCAGCGUAACGCAGUAGUAGAUGGCGUAUCCCAGAAUAUCGAGGCUCAGGUCAAGCAAGGUAAAGCUUUACGUCGAGAGGUGAUCAAGGCUCGAAGAGAAGCCGAGCUAGAGGAACAAGAUGACGAGAUUGAAAUUGAACGAAUGCUAUUCGGACCUACUUCCAAUACCAUACAGCCGAAGCAACAUACUCUAAUGACUAUUCUACCCGCGAUGGACGAUGCCAUCACUGAUAUGGAACAUGAGAUACAAGCAAUGGAGCAGGAGGAGACCGCCCUCCUUGAGUCUACUAGACAAGCCGUCGGCAACAUGAGCGACCUCCGGUAUGGUCGUUUUGUCAAUCCCAAAUUAAAAGACGAAGUCCUAGAUGGCCUUCGACGCAUGCAAGAUGUGUGUGAACACAAGACGUAAAUCACGAUACAUUCCGAUUUAUUAGAUCACUACCUCCUAUGUGACCCCGACCCAAUGAUACACAAUGCUUAUAACGAAGCUUGAGUUGCAUCCCAACAUGACCACAGCUAGUUUUAGAGCGAGUGUCCAAUAUAUAAACCACAAAUUACCAUUAUCUUCGGGGAGCAGCUUGGCCGGCUGCAGGAGGUCGUCGGCCACCAUCCAUUUGUUGGUUCAAGCGGUUGCUCCUGUACUAUUAUCAGUCACUUGUUCUAUACCACGGGGCUUGAAUAACUCACAUCAUGCUCCUGCUGAAAAUAG